AUGUAUGUUGCGAGGCGUCUUUCUGAAUACAUCGAGACCCCGGAUGCUCUUUCAGUGCCACCUGAUGGUCCGAAUUCAGGGUUUUUGGUAAUUCAAGAUGAAGAUUCAGAAACUUAUUCUUGUUUUGGUUCGUGCAAGAAUCAUCGUCUCAAGGACUUGCCUUUUCCUCAGAACAAGAAGUUAACAUUUAAUGUAAAGCAGGGCAAAAAUGAUUCUCCGUUGGACAUUUUCUUCAUUCCUGUUCUCAAUCUUCCCUUGUCUUGCAACCGUUACUAUGCAAUCCAGCCACACGGGAAACAUAAAGGAGAAGCUUUCACUAGCUCAAGGGAAGAAGACAUGGCAACCUUCUGUUUCUGUCGCCGUGUUAAAGAAAUCAAACCGAAGCCGCUUGAUCCAAGAAACGUUUAUCAGCAGUUCGAAAUCUGUGUGUGUGAGAACUCAUGUGCUACCAGGGGAUUGUUUUAUGCCAAAUCUGUUGCGCCCGAUGGCUGUCCUCCCUACUUCAUGCGGAGUAAGGGGUGGUCAGGUUGGACCAAAACCCCGAAGAACUAUCAAUUAGAUGAAGCUCCCGGACUUGAUGCCUCCCUACGUGCUCGUCAGCCAGACUUCAACUUCGCGCCAACAUACAAGACUUCCGAGGCUGUUGUGGUUGGGGAAUGGUAUAGUCCUUUCAUGUUUGUGAAGGAAGGUGCAAUGAAAUUGAAAGAUCAGCUGAAAAGGUCUCCUUUUUAUCAGGUGACAUUAGAGCAACAGUGGGAACAGAUCUUUUCGUGUCGAAAUCAGUAUUGUGAUGGCAAAUCUGUGACUGUUGAUGUCAAUCUGGAUGGAGAAACUGUGUAUGUUGCUGGAAACAGAGCUGAGUGGGUCGAGAGCAAUGUGGUAGACGGGGUAAUAUGGUUCAGGAGUCGGGGAAACGCCGCGGGAAAGGAAACAAAAGUGGGGCUGACUGUAGAAUUGGUCCAAAGGGUGAAAUGGGAGCAAGAAAGAGGUAGAUGGAAAGCUGGGAAAGAAAGGCAAUUAAAGGUAGAGAGAACAGAACAGUAUCAAGGAAAUGGUGGUUGGAAGGAAUUUGGAUGCUAUGUGCUGGUUGAAAGCUUUGUAAUCAGGAGAAUGGAUGGACCUGUGGUGAUGAAUUGGGAUUUCAGGCACAUUCAGCACAUAAAAAGCAUAUGGCAGUAA
Molecule: messenger RNA, 1179 nt
Organism: Oldenlandia corymbosa var. corymbosa
Lineage: Eukaryota; Viridiplantae; Streptophyta; Magnoliopsida; Gentianales; Rubiaceae
Source: the annotation of a GenBank genome assembly